Messenger RNA from Oxyura jamaicensis (ruddy duck), 885 nucleotides. RefSeq names its product protoporphyrinogen oxidase-like. Lineage: Eukaryota; Metazoa; Chordata; Aves; Anseriformes; Anatidae. Gene Ontology annotation, biological process: heme biosynthetic process. The transcript is spliced from 6 exons. Gene Ontology annotation, cellular component: mitochondrial inner membrane. Gene Ontology annotation, molecular function: protoporphyrinogen oxidase activity, oxygen as acceptor. The record is from RefSeq and is a predicted model, not a curated record. The annotation marks the transcript as partial.
AUGGGUUCUGCAGGGUCUCCGGGUUGGUGCCGGUGCCUGGGGGUCCCAGGGGGGGCUGUCCCCGUCCUGCCCACGUCCCCGCAGGUCUCGGAGCUCGGCCUGGAGAGCGAGGUCCUGCCCGUCCCCGGGGACCACCCGGCCUCCAGGCACCGCUUCCUCUACGCCGCCGGCGCCCUGCACAAGCUGCCCUCGGGGCUGGGGGGGCUGCUGCGGCCGGUGCCCCCCUUCUCGAGGGCGCUGCUGUGGAGCGGGCUGCGGGACCUGCUGGCGCCGGCCGGGAAGGAGCCUGACGAGAGCGUGCACGCCUUCGCCCGCCGCCGCUUCGGCCGGGAGGUGGCCGACAUCGCGGUGGACAGCCUGUGCCGGGGGGUGUUCGCCGGGGACUGCCGGGAGCUCAGCGUCCGCUCCUGCUUCCCCGCGCUCUUCCACGCCGAGCGGCGCCGGCGCUCCGUGCUGCUGGGGCUGGCGCUGGGCCCGGGGCAGGAGCGCGGGGCCGAGUCGGGGCUGAGCCAGCGGGCGCGCGCCGAGCGCUGGAGCCAGUGGUCGCUGCGGCGCGGGAUGGAGAGCCUGCCCGAGGCGCUGGCCGCCUUCCUGCGCCCCCGCGGCGUCGAGCUGCGCUGCCACGCGCCCCUGCGCAGCCUGCGGCGCCACCACGACGGCCGCUGGCAGCUCACCCUGGCAGACGGCACCGUGACAGCCGACCACGUCAUCAGCGCCCUCCCAGCCGCAGCCCUGGCGGAGGUGCUGCCGGCCGAGGCCGAGCCGCUGGCGCGGGAGCUGCGGCGCAUCCCCACGGUGGCGGUGGCCGUGGUGAACCUGCAGUACGAGGGCGUCACGCUGCCCGUCACGGUGAGAGCCCAGCGCCCCAGGGACCCCCCCCCCCCC